This is a messenger RNA of Loxodonta africana (African savanna elephant), 1350 nucleotides long. Its product is annotated as olfactory receptor 6B1. Gene Ontology annotation, cellular component: membrane. Lineage: Eukaryota; Metazoa; Chordata; Mammalia; Proboscidea; Elephantidae. Bases 199 to 1116 code for a protein of 305 amino acids. The record is from RefSeq and is a predicted model, not a curated record. The transcript has a single exon. Gene Ontology annotation, molecular function: G protein-coupled receptor activity; olfactory receptor activity. Gene Ontology annotation, biological process: G protein-coupled receptor signaling pathway.
AAAUAUAUACAUACAAGCUAUGUAGGAAUUAAAUUACGUGUCUAAUGUACCUCAUGCAUGUUCUAGCCCAUAAUACAUGGUUAAUAAAUGAUAUCUUUUGCUGCUAUUGCUGCUCGGAGAAGGUAGAGGGUGAGCUAUUCUAACUGGACUGAUCAAGCAAUUGUUCCCCUCAGGAGAACUAAGCCCUGCGUUCCCAGCAUGGAGGUGGAGAACCAGACCGGGGUCACCAAGUUCAUUCUGGUGGGCUUCCCUGGGACCUGUGGCAUGCGUGCCUCAGUGUUCCUGAUGUUCCUCUUGGCCUACGUCCUGACCAUGGCUGAAAACAUGGUCAUCAUCCUGCUGGUGCAGCAGAACCGACCGCUGCACAAGCCCAUGUACUUCUUCCUGGCCAAUCUUUCCUUCCUGGAGACCUGGUACAUCUCUGUAACCGUGCCCAAGCUGCUGGUCAGCUUCUGGUCUGUGAGCAACAGCAUCCCCUUCACCCACUGCAUGAUCCAGCUCUACUUCUUCAUCGCACUUAUGUGCACAGAGUGUGUGCUCCUGGCCGCCAUGGCCUAUGACCGCUACGUGGCCAUCUGCUGCCCACUCCACUACCCCACCAUGAUGAGCCAUAGGCUCUGUGCCCGCCUGGCUCUUGGGUCCUGGGCCACUGGCUUUGGCAUCUCCCUGGCAAAGACCUACUUCAUCUCCCGCCUCAGCUUCUGCGGCCCCAACGUCAUCAAUCACUUCUUCUGUGACAUCUCUCCUGUGCUCAACCUCUCCUGCACAGACAUGUCCAUGGCUGAGCUGGUGGACUUCCUCCUGGCCCUGGUCAUCUUCCUCUUCCCACUCACAAUCACCGUCCUGUCCUAUGGGUGCAUUCUGGCCACUGUUUUACGCAUGCCCACGGGGAAGCAGAAGGCCUUCUCUACGUGUGCCUCCCAUCUUGUGGUGGUCACCAUCUUCUACUCCGCCACAAUCUUCAUGUAUGCUCGGCCCCGUGCCAUCCACGCCUUUAAUAUGAACAAAGUAAUUUCCAUCUUCUAUGCCAUCGUCACCCCUGCACUCAACCCUUUUAUUUAUUGCCUGAGGAACCGGGAGGUCAAAGAGGCUCUGAGGAAGCUGGCCUACUGCUAGGGUACCCGCUCUGACUAGCCUAUUGUAGUCGACUAAAACACAGGGUGGUGUGUGCCUGCCCAGCCAUUCUCUGUCUAGUCCUUUUUUAGGCUUCUCCUGGUUGUUACCCAUGUUACCGUGAUACUGCUACGUCCACACCAACCACGGACUCUUGGUUAGUCCAAGGUCAGCCUCUGCUCCUAUUGUCAUCAACUCUAGGGGCAUGACAUUGUAUAGAGACCAAGAGAAAAGGGG